AUGGAUGAAUUUCCAUUUCCUUCGUCACUCGAUUUUUCCCAUUUAAAUAAAAUUCUUUCAAAUAAGACAUUAUAUGAAGAAAAGGGGUUUCUUUUACCUGAACUUUUAGAAAAUGGGUAUAAAGGCUAUUUCGGAAAAAUAUGUAUAAUUGGGGGGAAUGAAAUUUAUUCUGGAGCCCCAUUUUUAUCAGCUAUAAGUACAUUAAGAUUAGGAGCUGAUUUAUGUUUUGUUUUAUCUACAAAAGAAUGUAGCAUACAUUUAAAAAGUUAUAGUCCUGAAUUAAUUGUCUAUCCAUAUUUAUACACAAAUAAAUCCCCAAAAGAAAAUGAUAAAUAUCAGGAUUUAGAAAAAUCUAUAGAGUAUAUAUCAAAUAGAAUUGAUAGUUGUGUUAUUGGUCCCGGACUUGGAUUAAUAGACAAAGAAACAGAAAACUGUUUAAAAUUUAUUAUUAAUAAAUUUAUAAAAUCUAAUAUAUUUUUAAUAUUAGAUGCUGAUAUUAUUCAGUUUAUUAUUACUAAUGAUGAUAUAUUUAAUCUUAUAAAAAAUUACAACAAAUGUAUAUUUACUCCAAAUAAAAAUGAAUUUAAAAAAAUGAUAUAUUUUUUAACAGAAAAUAAACAUUUACAAUUUAACCAUCUCGAUACAAAUCAAAUAAUAUUAUAUGCUCAUCAAAUAAUCAAACUAUUUAACGGACCUAAAAUAUUAGUAAAAGGCUUUCAUGACAUUUUCGUAUCAAAAAAAUACUUUUUUAUUUCAUCAGUUCAAAAUCAGUCACUUAAACGUUUAGCAGGCCUAGGCGAUAUACUGACGGGGCUUUUGGCUGUAUUCCUUGCCUGGGCAUCUAAAAAAAAAGAUGUACUUCCCCCUGAAAUUAAAGACAAAUUAUUAAUUAACAAUUUAUGUGAAUAUUCCGAAUAUUUAGAUGCCCUUUCUGCUUUCAAUGCAUCCUAUUUACUCAAAUAUAUUUGCAAAGAAACUUUCAAAAAAUUUCACAUCGGUCUUAUUGCCACAGAUGUCAUAAAUACUAUUCCAUUAUAUUUCCAACAAGUUUAUUGUGAUGGCACAAAGAAAAAAGACGGAUCUAAAUAA
Molecule: messenger RNA, 1089 nt
Organism: Plasmodium vinckei vinckei
Lineage: Eukaryota; Apicomplexa; Aconoidasida; Haemosporida; Plasmodiidae
Product: ATP-dependent (S)-NAD(P)H-hydrate dehydratase, putative
Exons: 3
Coding region: 1-1089 (362 amino acids)
Biological process (GO): metabolite repair
Molecular function (GO): ATP-dependent NAD(P)H-hydrate dehydratase activity
Source: RefSeq, a predicted model, not a curated record